Messenger RNA from Syngnathus typhle (broad-nosed pipefish), 2985 nucleotides. RefSeq names its product protein Fer3. The coding region runs from base 1779 to 2402 and encodes 207 amino acids. NCBI's taxonomy places the organism in Eukaryota, Metazoa, Chordata, Actinopteri, Syngnathiformes, Syngnathidae. Gene Ontology annotation, molecular function: DNA-binding transcription factor activity, RNA polymerase II-specific; protein dimerization activity; RNA polymerase II transcription regulatory region sequence-specific DNA binding. Gene Ontology annotation, biological process: developmental process; regulation of transcription by RNA polymerase II. The transcript has 4 exons. The record is from RefSeq and is a predicted model, not a curated record.
GUUAUGUAGUUAGACUGAACUGCUGUCUGUCUUUAUGACACUGUGACUUUAUUAACUAAUUUCCGUAGUUAAGCUGAUGUAUAUAAUUCGUGUUCAGCUUUGAAAAGAGACCCAACGGAAGCAACGGAAAAACAGUUCUCUAGCCUCAUGGCAGGGGGCGCUAGUGAUCCCGGAUGCUUCAUGCGCCCACCUGUAGAAUAAGUGAUCUCCAGUUCAAAUUUACAGUGAACAGCUGAGGAGCAGUCGUCCAUCCAUUUAUUUCGUUUUCUUUUUCGUUUUUACAUUUCGUUUUACAAUGGAGGAUGACAUAUCCAAACGAUUUUCAACUAUGGAUUUUCGGUCGAAGCAGGAGGUCAUCAGUAAAGGAAGAGCAACUCCGGAGUUAAAAGGUUUAAUUCGACACAGGUGACUUCGGAACGGAGAGAUACCCGCAGGCUUCACGGCAAACUCGUCAAGGUUGAGCCGCAUCAGGAUGAAGAUGACUCAAGCUAAGAGGUAAACAAUGUGUCAAUGGAUGUGCUCCCCCCUCCCUUCAUAGUUACCAUUGCAUUCAAACUUGACUUUCAAAAGUUUGCCAAAGUUCCAUCGUAUGAAAUCGGGAGCAUUUUGUUCCGCUUUGAAGCCGGAGCGGCGCUGGCUACGUCACGAUGUUGUCGACAGUGCUACCGUCUCCGCUUUCUACAAUUUGCUUUGAUUGAUACGAGCGUGGAGUGAAGGGGACACGGUCGGAUGAUCUUCCUCCCACCUGCUCCCCGACUUUUAAAUGUGUUUUUAUCAAAGCGGAGUUGCAGGACAUUCAGCUCCGGGCCCCUGGAGGACCUGUUUGCUUUUGGGCCCGCUUCACCUUCUUGAUGCCUUUAGCAGACUCGCUGCGGCCAUGAAAACAGCGCCGCUUCUUGCCGGCCGUAUAUUUGUACGCGCUCGGCGUAAGGCUAACAAUCGGGCCCAUGGGAAUGCCGAUCGGCCGUAGAGUCGAGGCUAACCUGCGCUCUGAGCCGUGGCUUCAAUGCGGCGUGACGCUCUAAUGGCCGAGCGCGGAUGAAAAGAUUGGAGGCCUUUGGAAGCACGAUGCUUAUCGUCCUCGCCCGCAAACAAACACGACGCGCGUCGCUGAGCGCAACUCUGGACCUUCGUGCUGUUGUUGACUUUGCCGUACUUCUCAUCCAAUGGUUUUUCUAACAUCUUUGGCGAGCAUGCCAAUAGCUUGCUCAACCACGAGCAUCCCGAGCGGGCGGCUCGUUGGACGAACAAUGAGGCCAAGCUGGCUUUGACAGGAAGGACCUGAUGGGUGGAGUGUCAGCUGGGGGAGAGCUGUCUUUGGCAGAGAGAAGCCAGACGGUGCUGACGGGGCGGCUCGAGGGGCCCGCCGAGCAUUUGCAUAGAAUUGCCUCAUAAUGCUAACAUGCAAAACGCCCUAAAAAGACUAGCACAUAGCCUUUUUGUUUUGAAGGCAGACAAAUAAUAUAACAAUAGCUAAUGGUGUAUAUUCUUUCUCCUCUGUAAAGAACUGUUUGUUGUACUGUGACUUUCUGGCUCAUUGUUCAUCAGGAUUAUACUGCCCCCAACUGGCCAAGGCGUGCACAGCAGUAGGCUGAGCACAAUGUCUGUUGAAUGGAAGCCAAAUUUCUAGUGAGAGUUCUCAAGAGGCUCCUUUCAGGAAAGAUGGAGGCCCCCCCGCAAGUAUUUAACGUGCGCAAUUUUGACGCACAACGUCAGUCACUCCACGAGCCCGGCGGCCUCCCUCCGCUCUCACCUGCUCCAAAAUCCAAUAUUGAGCGAUGGAGGCCGUUCUGUUCGAUUUGGACCAAGAUGGUUUGCCGGAUUUCGCCUUCUGGGGUCAGAUGGAGCAAAACCUGCAGUUCCAAACGCAGCUGGACACUUUGCUGCUGGACUGCAGCACGGCGGCGGCGGCGGCCGGCGAGCAGCUGUCGCCCUGGUCGUCGCUGGGUUGCCAGUCGGUGUUUCCGGAGGCCCAGCUCACUUUGGCCGACUUUGACGGGCAGUCACCCGCGGACGAGGAGGAGGAGGCGGACGGCUUCUCCGCCGACGGGUCGUCGGAAGCGGGCGAGCGGCACCGGCUGCAGGUGUCCCAGCAGCCGUACAAGGUGCAGAGGCACGCCGCCAACAUCCGCGAGCGCAAGCGGAUGCUGAGCAUCAACUCGGCCUUCGAGGAGCUCCGCUGUCACGUGCCCACCUUCCCGUACGAGAAGCGGCUGUCCAAGAUCGACACCCUGCGGCUGGCCAUCGCCUACAUCGCCCUCCUCAGGGAGAUCCUCAUGUCCGGCUGCGACCCCAAGUCCUACGUGGACGAGUGCAUGAAGAACGGCUACAAGAAUCAGACCAACGCCAUUUGGAACACCAGCGAUCUGACAGCUCGUCUCUCCUGGAUAAAGUGGGAUUAGUUGAGGGCCGUGGGGCACCCCCGAAUGCGGAGAUCUCAGUCUUGCUCUCUCCUCGACAUCUGCGGACUUCUCACUGGGUCGCACGCACGCACCUCGGGCUUUUAAUAUUGUAAUUUCUUGUCCACUGGUCAUUGAGAGGCUUUUGCGGCGAGGCCUUGGAGGGACGGAAGGGCGUGGGCAUUGUUUGCCCAAAUGGAUGCCACUUGUCACACAGCCAGAGUGGGCCACACUGGCAUGAGACUGAACGACUGUCAGGCAUCCAGCGUUAGGGUUUUUCUUUUGUUUUCUUGCCACGAGUCGAGUCUCCAUGUGUGAGAAAAGAGUCUUGAUCAUGUAAAUGAGACGGCGGCGGCGGCGGCGGCGAGACCCAGAUGACACCACUACGGCAGCUUGCUGACACUUUUGUUUGUUUCUCGCAUCGUUUAUUUAUUGAUCUGUUUAUUUAUUGAUUGAUUGAACUCUUAAUUAUUGCUCAUUUCUGUUCAACUUGAGCUCAUGUGAACGUUAGCUUGUGUGACUUUGUCAUCUUUUUAUAUGAAACUUUUUGAAAUAAAGCUGACGCAAAGCAAUGUCGAUUGCUUUA